Molecule: messenger RNA, 1378 nt
Organism: Hyposmocoma kahamanoa
Lineage: Eukaryota; Metazoa; Arthropoda; Insecta; Lepidoptera; Cosmopterigidae
Gene: 5-HT2A
Product: 5-hydroxytryptamine receptor 2B-like
Exons: 6
Coding region: 8-1012 (334 amino acids)
Biological process (GO): G protein-coupled receptor signaling pathway, coupled to cyclic nucleotide second messenger; serotonin receptor signaling pathway; chemical synaptic transmission
Cellular component (GO): dendrite; membrane
Molecular function (GO): serotonin binding; G protein-coupled serotonin receptor activity; neurotransmitter receptor activity
Source: RefSeq, a predicted model, not a curated record
AGGUCUAAUGAACAAAACGAACAUUAUGCCAACUCCCGACCUCUGCGUAAUAAACAACCGUUUCUUCUGGAUAUUCGGGUCUUUGGUUGCGUUCUACAUCCCAAUGCUGAUGAUGGUGGUAUCCUUCGCGUUGACUGUGCAACUGCUGAAAAGACAGGCCUUGUUAGCAUCUACUCCGGUUCCUGGUGGAAUACAAAGAAGACAAUGCGGUGGUUUCGACAACGGACCUGCACAGGGUAUACGCCGGAUGGGAGCUAAGAGUUCGCCAGACUUGUCUCCGGGUACUUCGGUGCCCAGACAGACCUGGAGAGCCAGCACCACAAGACCGCAACGCAACAAAAUUGGCUCAAGCGUUUCUCAUCCCCAACUGAGCUACAUGAACGGCUGCGGAAACGCAGGGUCUGCAGUCUCCAAAAGAGGCAGGGACGUGGCUACACAGACUCCACCAAGCAUAGCCGCCGAGACCAGAAGAGCCAGACUUCGACCUUUGAAGCUCAUUGCUGCUCCUAAUGCUUUGACGCUCAGAUUCUUGGCGAAUCGCAAGAAAGGCCGUUCACUAUCGGCCAAUGCAGUGGCGAAUGAGCAGAAGGCAACAAAAGUAUUGGGCUUGGUGUUCUUCACAUUCGUUCUUUGCUGGGCGCCGUUCUUCUUGCUCAACAUUUUAUUCGCUUCGUGCCCUGCUUGUAUAGUACCAGAGCAUGUGGUGGACAUCUGCCUGUGGCUGGGUUACGUGUCGUCUACCAUCAACCCGAUUAUCUACACAGUAUUCAACAGGACAUUCAGGGCAGCCUUCUUGAGACUGCUCAGAUGUCAUUGCUCAAGACGCGGUCGCUGCACCCGCUACAGAUCCGUAGGCUCUACACGAGGAGCUUCGCAAUUGUGCGCCAGAUCAGCACUACCCCUGGCCAUCUCUCUUCGACCUUCAGGAAUGCCACCUACGGAACAUGCGGUGCCUGAGACGACAGAGACUGUCCUCAUGGAAGCUCCCUUAGAUUAUAAUGUACGAUAUUAGAAACAUUAUUUGCUAGUGCCAAAUUACGCUGUAAUUGUUCUACAAUUGGAAAAGAUGAAAUUAUUUAUUUCUGAGUUUCGAUUAGAUUCAAAAUACAUCUUGUUAUCUUAAUUUUAAUCUUCGGUAACGUUGACUACGUAAACUACGGAAAUUUAUUGUAUGUUGUACAACCUUUGCAAUUGUUAUAAACAUUAUUAAACAUGUGGCAAGAUUAUCGCAUUAAGGCCCGACGCCCACUGGCGGGACUGCAUGGCAAGGGAUCUUUCGGCAUUCCUACAUGCUAGCGCACACUGACGGUACUUAUGCCGCAGUAUCCUUUUGGCAUGCUAAAGCCUAGAAUUGUAUAUUUAAUAGUUAUGACAGUCU